UGGCUCAGAGACGAGGAGAUGUUUCUCCCGCUCCUAGUCGUUGGCGAUCAGGCUCUUACGCACGGAGACAUCAGCAUCAUCCUGCGCAGGGUCUUUCACGAGACCGGGAGGCUCAAGUUCCUGCUGGAGGACUUGGGCGUCAGGAGCUGCUCAAGGGGAGGGGAGACCCUCUAUCAGAUUGUGGCACUGAUAGAUCAAAACUCCAGGAUCAAGUUAGCAAAGAUCCGAGAGAAGCUCGCUCAUGAAAUCUUCGCGUCAGAAGCGAUCAAGGAGUUGACCUGUACAGAAAGCAACGAGAUCGCACUGUCAGGUUUCUUCUCUGCCUCCUCCCACGAGGCUCAGCACGUGCUCGACUGGAUUCAACAUGGCGACCGAUCGGCUUCACGAGGCCAAGCUCGGACAGAGCUACUACAGCAUUUCUCUCACAACCUAGGGGAGAACGAGCAUGAGGAGGAGGAGGAGGAGGAGGAGCAUGAGGAGGAGGAGGAGGUCUACGAGGCGAGGAGCGACGGUGGCUUUGUUCGACUUCGCAGCCCUGAGGUUGUCAACCCCGUCAGUCCGGGAGGAGGGAGGGGAGACCCUCGAGCUCUCGUCCCAUCCGUUGAGACCGUGAUGCACGUGCAACAGGUGGUGGUAUCCGACGUCGACCUGCUCCAGCAGAGAGACGGCAAGGGCCGGAAGCUGCUCGUCGACCUGAAGGAGCUUGAUGCUCUUCAUGGGUGGGAGCGGCAGCUGAUGAAAACACUCAUGGACAAGAAAGUGGACGAACAGCAGCAAAGCUCUCUCUACGAAUACGUGGGAUGA
Messenger RNA from Guillardia theta CCMP2712, 804 nucleotides. RefSeq lists its product as hypothetical. Lineage: Eukaryota; Cryptophyceae; Pyrenomonadales; Geminigeraceae. The record is from RefSeq and is a predicted model, not a curated record. The coding region runs from base 19 to 804 and encodes 261 amino acids. The transcript is spliced from 10 exons.